GAAAGAUCUCGAAGAACCCUAAAAUAUGAAAGAAGCCCCAAAUGGUAAUGGUGGGAGGCUUAAAGGAAUGCGUGGAUCUCAUUCGAUCUUCCCGGACAGAGUCACAGGCUAGGGCGGCGCACGCGAGGAUUCUCCUCCUCCACCAGGGCAAUGCCAAGGGCUCGAUCGUCUUCCUCGAGAAUCUCUUGAUCCAGCUCCACGCGCGCUGCGGCCGCGUCGAUCUCGCGCACCAGAUCUUUCGCGAAAUCUCUGCCAAGAACUCCUUCUCGUGGUUCUUGAUGCUGUGCGCCUUCUCUCGCGCCGGGGAUCUGGCCAGCGCCAGGGCCGUUUUCGAUGAAUCGCCGGACAAGAGCUUACGAUCUUGGAACGCGAUGCUAGAUGCCUACUCCAGGGCAGGGGAUUUCGUGGGAUCGUGGUCGUUCUUCCACGCAAUGCCGGCAUGGGACGUGAUCUCCUUCACGACGAUCCUCGCGGUGGCACAGCGGCGGGAGAUUGUGGUGUUGCUGCUGGAAUCACUCCCGGAGGGCGAUUUGAUCGCGUGGAAUUCGGUGCUGGCGGCGGCAUCCAGGGCCCUGGAUCUGGAAUUCGCGAAGAACAUCUUCGAUCUCAUGGAAGAACGCGACAUCGUGUCCUACACAGCGCUUCUUGGCACGGCUGCCCAGAGCGGCCAUCUGGAUUGGGCAAAACAUCUCUUCUUCUCGAUGCCGGAGCACGACCUCGUCUUGAGCAACGAGCUCCUCCAAGAGUGUUCACGAUCAGGAUAUUUAGAAAUCUGUAGAGAAUUCCUAGCAGCGAUGCCGGUGUGGGACGCCAUCUCUUGGACUGCGAUCAUCAUAGCAAAUGCCCGGUUUUGGCAUCUAGAUCACGCGAUCAAUCUCUUUUGGGCAAUGCCGGAAAGAGAUCUCGCGGCCUCCACCGCGAUUCUCACGGCAAUAUCCCAGAGUGGUGACGAAGCUAGAGCGAAUUCGUGGUUUGAUCGCUUGCCCGAGCGAGACACGGUCUCGUGGAAUGCCAUGGCUCUCACAAUUGCCCAGAGUGGGGAUUCUUUCUCGGCAUUGCAGCUCCUCUAUCAAAUGGCGAUGGAGGGAUUCUUGCCCCGGAACUCCUCUUCUUGCUGCGUUCUUCUGGGCUCCAACCAUUCCGGCGAUCUCUCCUCUGGAAUUGGGUGCUUUAGAUCCUUGAUCCUGGACUACGAUCUAGCUCCAGCCAAGCGACACUACUCCUCCAUGGCCGAUCUUCUUGCGCGAUCUGGGCGAUUGAUCGAGGCGGAAGAGCUUCUCCAGACGAUGCCCUUUGUGCCAGAGACGAUGGACUGGCUGGGCUUGGUGGGAGCAUACAAGAGCCAUGAGAGGCUGAUCUGAGCCGUCCACGUGGCUGCUUUUCGCGCGUGGUUUUUGAUUUGAAUUUAGGGUUCUUGGGCAGGGCCAUGGCUGGGGCCAUGGCGUUGGGCGAUCUUGGGGCAGUGGAGCCGCAAGAGUUGCUCCCUUUUAUGAUGCAGUUGAAGGUCCUGACGAGAAAGAAGGGGCAGAGGGUAGUGCUGGGCCAGCAGUACAUGGGCGAAUUGCUCGAUUGCUUGGGGGACAGAUCUUUGCCAGCGGCGAUCGCAGCAGAGGGGGCGAAUGUUAUACUCAAUCUGUGCUAUGAGAGGCAGAAUGUGGAGCUCGUUCUAAACAACAAUGGCGCCGCGAUUCUGAUUGAGCUGCUCAUAUCCACGGAAGAAGAGCUCCAGGCCAACGCCGCUGGAGCGCUACAGAGCAUUUGCUUCCACCCAAAAGGCCGCCAGAUCGUGCGAACGCUGGGAGCAAUCGCGAUACUUGUCCAAUUGCUCUCGUCCAAAUCCCAGAGCCAAAAGUUUCUUUUCAGGUGAGAGCUCGAGCAACUGGCGCUUUGCACAACAUAAGCUCCGACGGCGAAGCCAUUCGCGAGAUUCGCAAGAAGGGUGGAAUCAAAUCACUCAUACGGCUGCUCCAGAGCCGGCAACUCGGCAUUUGCGGGUCAGCUGCCGGCGCUCUCCAAAACAUCUCGAGAGAGAUUGCGAGCAGGACGAUGAUCCGGAACAGCGACGCGAUGUUUUCCUUGGUCCAUUUGCUUGGCAGCUCCGAGCUUCAAACACAGGUUUGCGCCGCGGGAGCCCUGCUAAACUUGCUGGGGAGAGACUCACAUACCUGUUAUAAGAAACGGGCUAGCAUUGUGCGAGCAAUGAGAAAUAUCAUGCUGGCAAGCAUCGUUCAUAACAUUUUUUUCACUCAAGAGGUUAGAACUCUUUUUACUUCCCUCUCGCAACAAUAAACUUUCAAAGAAAAGGUGGCAUGCCCAUGGAAGGCUUUUGAUUGA
Molecule: messenger RNA, 2334 nt
Organism: Selaginella moellendorffii
Lineage: Eukaryota; Viridiplantae; Streptophyta; Lycopodiopsida; Selaginellales; Selaginellaceae
Product: pentatricopeptide repeat-containing protein At4g02750-like
Exons: 4
Coding region: 42-1361 (439 amino acids)
Biological process (GO): RNA modification
Molecular function (GO): protein binding; RNA binding
Source: RefSeq, a predicted model, not a curated record